This is a messenger RNA of Malaclemys terrapin pileata, 4239 nucleotides long. It is a transcript of the gene CD34, whose product is annotated as CD34 molecule. The coding region runs from base 225 to 1382 and encodes 385 amino acids. Gene Ontology annotation, biological process: cell-matrix adhesion. NCBI's taxonomy places the organism in Eukaryota, Metazoa, Chordata, Testudines, Emydidae. Gene Ontology annotation, cellular component: membrane. The transcript is spliced from 8 exons. The record is from RefSeq and is a predicted model, not a curated record.
UGCUAUGAACUAUUUAAAGCUAGAUCACGCUUUGGACAAUCUCCACCUCAUAAUUUGGAACCACAAGCAUAACCCGUGCAAGGGAAUUCCACCCCAUAUGUUACUGGCCUCAAAGAUUUGAACUAAAGGGGAGCUGCACACGGUCUCAACAGAGCUGCAGCAGAACUUAAAAACCCAAGAGUACUAAAGUAAUAUCCAGUUUUGCUUGUAAGUAAUCAGCAGGGAUGUUGUUACUGGGGAGUUUAAAAGCAACAAAGAGGAAGCAGCUUUUCUGGACAAUGUUCUAUGUUCUGAGCUUGAUGGACAAUAAAGUUUCUGGUGGAAACAACCACAGCUCAUCAGUCACUACUUCACCUUCAGCGAUGAAUGCUACUAUCACCAGUGUAACACCAGCAAUAACAACUGUCACUCUCACAGAAACGAUGGAGCCUAAAACUAUUUCACCAACACCAGAAGGAAAAGCAAGUACUACUGAAAUGACCAAAGUGACUGAAGACACCAGCCCUGCGACUUCCGCAGGACCCACCCAAACACACAUGGCUGUGUCAGACCAGUCAGUGUCAGUGAAAACAUCUCCCGAUUCACAGCCGAACACAUCACAUGCUCCUUUCAGCACGACAGCACAAGCCAUGACUUUGGAAAUGGUUUCGACAGCCACUACUACUGUCCUCACAGAGCAAACUUCCCACUCAGCUACCACAGGACCCCCACCUAGUAGCACAGUGAAGCCCUACGACACCUCUGCUUGUCAGAAUAUUAAACAUGUGAAGAAGCCCAAAGUGAUCUGCUUGCAUCUCAGUGAGCCCGACACAUGUAAUAAUUUUCUAAAGACAAAGGGAGCAAAUUUAAGUAUGGUGAUUUGUGACACAACCUCAUCCUACAAUCACGUCUCUUCUCCCCCAUGCCACAUUGAACUCGCCAAAUCUGAGGUGGAUCCUUCCUGCAUGCUGCUCAUUCAGGCUGGCAUUAAAGAUGCAGAUGCAAUAGACAAGCUCCUCCAAGUACGGCAGCCUGAUCUAAUGAAGAUUGGAAUAAAAUCCCAUCAACUGGAGAGUAUUGGACGCCACCAGAACAUUCCCCGGAACACGCUGAUUGCCUUGGUCACAUCUGGACUCUUGCUGGCGUUUCUGAGUUUGGCUGGAUACUUCCUUAUGAAACGACGGAGUUGGAGCCCCAGGGGAGAGAGGCUGGAUGAAGACCUCUAUUACACUGAAAACGGUAGCCAGGGAAAUACAGGGAUCACCGUGGCCUCCCAAGAGCACUCCGAGCCGCAGGAGAAGCCAAAUCUCAACAGAGGGGCUCAGAAGAAUGGGACUGGACAGGCAUCCUCAAAAAAUGGACAUUCAGCCAAGCAGCACAUUGUGGCUGACACUGAACUGUGAAAUGUGCCAGGGGGACUGUCUUAUUAUCAUGAUUUGAAGGGGGGUGGGGGAGAAGAGACAGGAGCAGGGGGUAAGGGAGAGAUUAUCCCUUGGAUGGCUGGGAAAAUAUAACCCUUUUUUAUCUGAAGAACUCCAAAGUCCCACUCUGUGGGACUUUGUACACUGUGCUGUACAGUGUUGACCUAUCCUAGCAAGGAGCUUCUAGGGGUUAAUACAGGGCUAGGGUUGUGGGCUAGGAUUCUUUGCUCUUCCUUUAGCAGAAGAGAAUGGGAUGUGAUCAGCAGUCAAACCACCCAAGCAAGGGCUGGGGAAGAUAUUUGGAAAUUCAGAGCUAUGUCAGCUUUGUAAGAAAUUGGCUUGAUACUGAUUUUACUUGGAAGGGAAGGGAGCAGGGAGGGAGUUUAAUUCUUCAUGAGCAGAUGGAGCAUUUUACUGUCUCUUGUUAAAGACACAUGCUAUUAACCUAGCUUCCAGGCCUCCCAGUGGAGAAUCAGGGGCUGUCUGCGUGAGAGACACUUCCAAAAAGUGGGAAAAUGGCCUCCCCUUACCAUCCUCUGAACUACAAAAGUGAAUGCCCCAAAACUGCAAGUCCCAUCCAUGUACCACUACUCUGGUUCAGUGCUCUCAUUGUUAUAUGUAAAAAAUAAGGAGUGCUAUAUAGCAACUGAAUUGCUUCUAAUGAGAUAUGGGCUCAAGCCAGAAAAACAUGGAUCCAGAUUACAAACAACUCAAAUUCCAGCAGGGGCUUGGGCCCAUUACAAUAUAGGGAUCUGGGGUCUGACUACCAUCACCUCCGAAGUUGUAAUGUCUUUCGCUGUGAUAGUUUGGUUUAGCCUCAUCUUUGUAUUUAAGUGCAGCCUUUUCCUCUCUCAGCAACAUUAGUAAGUUAAUGCCCCUUCUUGUGCUUUAUAUCCUCUUAGGCCUUGGCUACACUGGUGCUGUACAGCGCUGCAACUUGCUGCGCUCAGGGGUGUGAAAACGCCCCCCCCCCCCCCCGAGCGCAGCGAGUGCAGCGCUGUAAAGCACCAGUGUAAUCAGCGCCUGCAGCGCUGCACGCUCGCUCGCGGAGCUGCAAGCUAUUCCCCUCGGAGAGGUGGAGUACUUGCAGUGCUGCAAGAGAGCUCUCGCAGCGCUGGCGGCGCGACUACACUCGCGUUUCACAGCGCUGCCGCGGCAGCGCUGUGAAUCCCCAAGUGUAGCCAAGGCCUCAAUGUUUAAUGCUCUUGUGGAACUUGUAUGUAAAGCUUUCCAGGUGGAGUCUGGUAUUGAGAUGUGAAUAGACUUGGAGUUGAAUUACUAUCUCUCCCCCGCAUCCCUCAGCAUGUGUAUAGUUGUUUUGCAGUGAAUCCUCUGGUAUCUGGCUCCUAUAGACUGGAGGCACUAGUUGAAGGUGAAGGGAGUGAUCAAUCUCUGUGUGUGUGUGUGUACAAGAGCAUAUGACACUGCUCUAGACAACUCACCUCACUUUGAGUGCUUGCAACAGUAUUGUCAAGCCACGUGGAAGGAGUUGGCAUUGUUACCCACCAUGAGGCCUUGGAAAUAUGUAGAUAUCAAAGCAUUCCUAAAAGAAUCCAAAAAAUUGUCAUAAAGAAAAGAAACCUCAGUCCUGCUAAUAGAUGUUUGGCCUUCCCUAGUAAUAGGGGGUUGUAUAUAAAAAAACAAAAACAUACAGGGAAAGAUUUUCACUCUUAAGAACAAAGAAAAGGCCUCUCAGCAACACUGAAGUGUUAAGGCCAGGAGCAAUCUCUACCUCCUCGUGAGCUUGAGAUUGUUCUCUUGGAAAAAGUGGUUUAAGCCAAGCCCAUUCUGUGUGGGUCAGGAGUCACAUAUCAUUCAGUAAAGGGUGAAGUCCAACAGACCUACUUAUGUCACGUAGGAUGGAGCCAGUCCCCAUGAAUAUUUGCUGCCUGUAGCCUGUGUGGUUCCUGGUCUCCUGACCAGGCAGGCCACAAUUUGGCUAGUUGCAGGUGGAGGCCUCUAUCAGUAGGACUAGUGUUGUUGUAGCAGCUACAGCCCUGCCCUGGGCACAGCCUUGCGGGAUGUGGGAGCAGGUAUGUGUAAAGGGAAAAGAAAUUUAAUUGAAGAAAGGGGACUGGCUGGCUCACUGACUUUCACCUCUAUGUCACGGAUUCCAAUGAAGCCCAGGUUGGUGGUUGACCAAAGACAUUGCUAUAUGAUCCAUGUAUUGGUGGCCCGUGUACAAUGAGUAGGGGACACACCAUCACCAUUGGCAUUAACAGACUCCAUUCUUGGCAGCUUUGGCAUUGGGGCUGAGGACUAAUAGGACUGGAAAACUGACAUACCCUCUCACUACUAAAGGUUAUUGCCAUUCCUUGUCAAGACUGAGGGCUGGUCCCCACUUAGUCCGGACUUCGGACUAAGGUACGCAAAUUCAGCUACGUUAAUAACGUAGCUGAAUUUGAAGUACCUUAGUCCGGACUUACCGCGGUCCAGACGCGGACGGAAGUCUCCCCCCGUUGACGCCGCGUACUCCUCUCGGCGAGCUGGAGUACCGGCGCCGACUGUGAGCACUUCCGGGAUCGAUCCGGGAUCGAUUUAUCGCGUCUUAACCAGACGCGAUAAAUCGAUCCCAGAACAUCGAUGGCGUGCCGCCGGACCAGCCGGUAAGUGAAGACUAGGCCUGAGACUCACAGGUGCCUGGGAUGUGGGGACAGGCUGCUUUCUGCCUCAUCAUACUGUGCUUAGUGAGAAGGAUUUCAAUUUCUGUCAAUCAGGCCCUUUUUACCAGCACUAAAGUCAAGUAAAAAUACAAAAACUAUUGAUUUUAAGUUUUGUUUGUUUUCUUUUUUACAACCAGAUCUGUAAAUACUGUCAGUAAAAAGUGCUGAGAAUUGAA